Pelobates cultripes (western spadefoot toad) is the source of this 4414-nucleotide messenger RNA. The record is from the annotation of a GenBank genome assembly. NCBI's taxonomy places the organism in Eukaryota, Metazoa, Chordata, Amphibia, Anura, Pelobatidae.
CUCAUCUCAGUGCAGUGUAUAUGCUCAUAGCUGCAGUAUACAGGGACAGAAGAAUUUUGACACAGACGCACACACUCAUGCCUAUUCACAUGCCUGCACACACAUGUCUUCACACAUCCAUGUGCUCAGACACAAAAGCAUACCGUGCUACUGAAGUGGGGAUGUACAACGGCGGAAGGUGACAAUUCCUUGAAAAUUUGGGAUAGAGGGGAGACUAAAAGGUAAGGGGUGGAGAAGAGGUCUGCAGUAUAUGGUGGUGGUGGGGGGAGUGAAUCAAUAUACUCCAGUAUUGUUGCAAUUACUAAAGCAACGUGUAUAGACAUAAUGUGCUGUAACUGUGAAGAGUGCGAUUGACAAAGGGAAGAUGACAUGGGACAGAUGUCUAAAUAAGCGACAGAAAGAUUGAAAGAUAAACUGAAAGGCAACGAGAGAGUUUUGAAGAGUGCCAUAGAGGAGGAGAGGUUGAGCGAGAAGUGGGUAUUAAUACAAAAAAAGAUAGAUGGGGAGAGGAAAGACAAUGAGCGAGGAAGAAAAUGAUCAUUGAGAAACGAGUAAUAAAGGAAAACAGAACAGUGGAUAUAAAAUGAAUUUAUGUGUGCUUAAUGGAUAGGAAAAAAUAUUUUCAAAAUAUUGGACUAAUAGCAAGAACAAUUUAAAAAUAGCUAUAUAUAGAGAGGCAAACAUAAGUAGAAUGAAAAAGUAGAAGUACGGUAGAUAGAGAGCAAAAUGAACAUGGUUCAGUCUGACAGUGACACACGUUAAAGAAAUGCUCCCUAUGCUCUGUUAGUGUCAGGAUGCUAUGCUCUGCUAGUGUCAGUCUAGAUCGAGGACCACCAGUCUUAUCAAAAUGAAAGGGAAUCCCCAGUCUAUAAGUCCAGAGAUGACGAGCAUCAUUCAUCCCGUCAGUAUUAUACAUAGGAUUGUGAUACCUUAAUUUGUCCAUGUCACGCUGGACACUAUCACUGUAUAAAUGCCAUGUAAGAUGUGUAAAAGUCAUUCAAAAAUGUGUCUUACUUGGUAUGUUAAGUGUCACAAAGAUUACGGCUCCCUCUGUCUGCAGGUGUCACACCUGAAUAAUGUCUCUUUUAGCUUAUUACAGACACACACAGACAUAGGGUGUUCCAAAACCUAUAACUGAGCCUACCGUUGUCUCUCACUCAAUACUGAAGGGGGUCUAUUGUCAUACACGUAAUUUAGGCUACAUCAGUCUGCUUAGUGGCACGUAGGAUGAAUACCUCAUGUAUCUGUUAAUGUUGCACCCUGGAGAUAAACUCUUAGCCUGCUAAUUUGGAUUAAGACGAGUAACUAUUUCAGUCUGCAAUGGUCACACAGAGCAGAUGAAGACUCUUGGUCUGCUAGGACAUAAUUUAAUGUGCCCAUCUAACAAACUUCUUCACACGGCCGGCAUCAUAUAGUAAAUAAACUCUACACAAAUAAGCAAGUAUCACGCAGUUAUUUAAGGGACUCAAAUUGAAAUAUUAUAUUUAUAACCAGUAAAUAGCUCUGUUAGCCUACCAAUGUCCUAUGCAAAAAAAUCAGCUUUCUCAGUCUGUUAAAAUAAUGCUCAGGAAAUGGACUUUCCUGCUUUUCUGUUUCUGUCCUCGAGGAUUUUUCAUAGCUUGCCAAAAGGAAGCUUUCUCAGUCUGUUCAUGUUAUACUAGAGGAGGGGUAAUUUAGCCUGUCAGUAUAUUACUUUGAUUGGGGAUGCACCAAUACAGCAUGCCUUCACAGCCCAGAUCCAGAUUUAUUUCCACUAGGGAGGUCUACGUAGUUCACUAAUGUCAUACUGGAAAAGGUUCUUUAUGAAGUAUUCUAAUGUGAUAGAGACCAGAAGGAAUUUCUCAGUUUAUUACUGUGCAACCCUGGAGAAUACUACUGUUAAACACCAGAGAGGGACAAUUUCUCUCUGUCAGAAACACCAACACAAGAGAAAUGGGAAAGUGUCCCCCCUCCCCUACUUGGUAAAGGUCUCUCAUGAUCGAAGGGGCCUGUAACUUCGUAUUUCCAUGUUCGGGAAUAUCUCCAACUGACCUGUACAAUAUGUGUCCCUCUCAGUCUUAUAAGUGGUAGACACUAUGAACUGACAAUUAAUAAAUAGACUCGGUUUGAGGUGUGCGGAAAAAAAUGUCCUUCGGUAAAUCGGUUUCCUUCACAAAUCACUGAGGCUUAAUUAAAUGUUAUCAUUGUGUAUAUUAGUUUUAGCCUCAUUCACUCUGUCACUGUCAAAAAAAAAAGGUUAUUGGAAAUUGCCCAAUCUGUUAUUAUAGUGUCCCUUAGUCUUUUAAAUCGAGGUUACUGUGGACUCCAAUCUGUCUGUUUUACACUCCUCCAUCUACCCAUUUGUCAGUAUUGAAAAGAAGCGUACCCUGAGCUCAGAAAAAGCAAAGCUUUCAGCUUUACGUUGAUUAUAGAAUCUACAUCAGUACUUCUGUGACGCACAUAUAGAUGGAUCAUUUUGUUCAUUACAUGUGCUUUCAGAGAAGAUGAACUUUAACAGUGUGUAAUUAGGUGUAUGAGAUUUUGAAAAUUGCUUUCUAGUGCUGUUAUAGGUUAGCUACCUACCCUUUUUCUAUUGCAGUUAUGUUUAGUAGCCGCUAAGUGUCUCUGUGUUGUGCAAACAUUUUCUUUCUCCUUUCACUAACCCAACCUUCUUUCUUUUCAGGUGAUCCUUACCUCCCUUCCUUUCUCCACUAUGUCCCUGUUAUUGCUUUCCCUUAUGCUCCUCCCCUUGUCCCACCCUGCCACCACUCCUUUACCUAAUGUGUCAACCUGUGGAUCCACCCAAACUGGUGAGUGCUCGGAUGGGGUUGUCCUGCCCGCUUGGCUACCUCACCCACCAUCCACUGGAGACCGGGCAGCACGUGCUAUUGUCUACUUUGUGGCUCUGGUCUACAUGUUCUUGGGAAUGUCUAUCAUAGCUGAUCGCUUUAUGGCAUCAAUUGAGGUCAUCACUUCUCAGGAACGUCGAAUAACUUUCAGAAAACCCAAUGGAGAGGUGACAGUGACAAGUGUACGCCUCUGGAAUGAAACUGUCUCCAAUCUAACACUGAUGGCCCUAGGCUCCUCAGCACCAGAGAUUCUGCUUUCCAUAAUUGAGGUGGUCGGACGAGGAUUUGAAUCUGGUGAUAUGGGUCCAAGUACAAUUGUUGGCUCAGCUGCCUUCAACAUGUUUGUGAUUAUUGGUCUUUGUGUGAUGGUAGUGCCUGAUGGGGAAAGCAGGCGUAUCCGCCAUCCACGUGUGUUUGCAGUUACUGCAUUUUGGAGUGUCUUUGCCUAUGUGUGGCUCUUCCUGAUCUUGUCCUGGUCUUCCCCAGGUGAGGUUGAGGUAUGGGAAGCCCUGUUGACAUUCUUUUUCUUUCCAGUAUGUGUAUUGCAAGCGUGGCUGGCAGAUCGACGUCUCCUUUUUUACCGUUAUGCAGGACGAGGAAGAGAGGGAAAGGCAAAGUACAGGGCAGGUAAAAGCAGAGGAGUACUUGUUGGAGCAGAGGAUACAGUCGGACAAGAAGAACCGGGAGAGUUGAGAAUGGCUGGAGGGGAAAGAGGAAUGUUUGCGGAAGAUGAUGAAGAAGAAGAAGAAGAGCGAAGAGACAUGGCAAGAGUAUUUAAAGACAUGCGUCAGCGAUAUCCAGGAAAAGACAUGGAACAGUUAAUGGAACUAGCCAAUUACCAGGCACUUGUUCAACAACAGAAGAGUCGGGCUUUUUAUAGGAUCCAGGCCACCAGGAUGAUGAUUGGUGCAGGCAAUGUAUUGAAGAAGCAUGCAGCAGACCAGGCGAGGAGGGCUCUGACUGAUGGUAGCACAAGAGAGGGUCAGGGAGGAGGACGUGGAGAGGAUGAGGCACGCUGGACAGAGGUGGAAUUUGAACACACUCACUACCAGUGCUUUGAAAACUGUGGAACAGUUAGUUUGUGGGUGGUGUGUAGGAGGGGGGAGGGUGAAGGUGCAGUUCAGGUUGACUACAGAACAGAGGAUGGCACCGCCAAUGCAGGGUCAGACUAUGAAUUAGCAGAGGGAACUGUGAUAUUUCAGGCUGGGGAGUCAAGGAAGGAAUUGCGUUUAGGCAUUAUUGAUGAUGAUGUAUUUGAAGAGGAUGAACAUUUUUAUGUGCAACUGUGUAACCCGCGGCGGGCCAGAGGAGUCAGAGAAGGGCAGGGCAGAGUAAGGCUGGGAACUGGGAGAAGAGCAACAGUGACAAUAUUUGAUGAUGACCAUGCUGGCAUCUUUAGCUUUGAGGCUGGCAGUAUGCGAGUGAGUGAGAGUAUUGGUACAAUGAGGGCUAAAGUGGUGAGGGGAUCAGGGGCACGAGGCAAAGUAGUAAUUCCCUACAGAACAAGUGAAGGCACUGCCAAAGCAGGAGAGGACUACCUAGAAGUGGCAGGAAAGGUGGAAUUUCAAAAUGACGAGACCACGUGA